UGUAGUGUCAUUCGACAUUGAUCAUGGAUGCCGGUGAUCAUGAUACAUCCAUAGAUCAUGAUUUUUUUCUCCAAGGACUCACAGGGGACUACGGCCCCUUUGAUACUAGUGCUGCAGGUGAUGAUGGACCCGACGGUGAACCUUCGGUUGGUUCACAUCCAGAUCCAGGUGAUGCAGCAGGAGUGCCAUCGUCAGGCUCUACAAGUGCGCACACAUUAGCAAGCAGCGGGUCUAAAAGAUCAAGAGCCGGUACUUCCGAAGUUUGGCAAGACUUUGAAAGGAUCUACAAAGAGGAAGAUGGGGUAAGUGUCAGGUAUGCUAAGUGUUAUAUUUGUAAAAAUGAAUUAUCUGCAAAGCCCUCGGGUGGAACGGGGCACUUGAAGAGGCACGCCAUAAGUUGCAAGCGAAAGAGUGGAGCAGCCAUGAAGCAGACGGUGUUGCAGUACAACCCCGACGGCUCUGUUCAUCAUUGGGAGUACGACUCUGCCAAUGCUCGAAAAGAGCUAUGUCGCUUCAUUGCAAGAGCGGAUCUACCACUCAAUAUCGCAUAUAAACAGUAUUGUGUUGCAAUGGGUGUGCGUCCACGUAAGUUUGCUCUGGACAUGCCGGUGAGAUGGAACUCUACUUUCUUGAUGCUUAAAAAUAUUAUACCAUAUAAGAGCACAUUUGGUGUGUUUAUUCAUACACAUUACCAUCAGCAUGGGGGUUAAACUUUACUCACGGAAGCGCAUUGGUAUGUUGCUGAAAGGAUACUGGAGUUUCUUGAAUUUUUUUAUGAUUCAACUGUGAGUUUAUCAGGAGUUUAUUAUCCAACAUCUUGUUUAGUAGUGCAUAAUAUUGUUGAAAUUGCUACUCAUUUAAACAACUAUGAAAAUGACAAUCUUUUAAGAGAUUGUGUAGUUCCUAUGAAAUCUAAAUUCUUAAAGUAUUGGAAAGAAAUUCCUUUGUUAUACGCUUUUGUCUUUAUUUUAGAUCCUAGAGCUAAAAUUGCAGCUUUCUGUAGAGUUCUCGCAAUUCUAGGUGAUGCUCUUGGCCAUGAUUAUUCUAAUUAUUAUACUAAUGUUCGUUCUAAGUUAUUCGAAGUUUAUAGUAAAUAUGAAACAAAGUAUGGCGGAGUUCGCCUGCAACGACCUCUACUAGCACCCACAACAAGU
Phragmites australis (common reed) is the source of this 1154-nucleotide messenger RNA. RefSeq lists its product as uncharacterized. Bases 24 to 710 code for a protein of 228 amino acids. The record is from RefSeq and is a predicted model, not a curated record. The transcript is spliced from 2 exons. Lineage: Eukaryota; Viridiplantae; Streptophyta; Magnoliopsida; Poales; Poaceae. Gene Ontology annotation, molecular function: protein dimerization activity; DNA binding.